UUGCCAGCGGAGGUCCCGAUGGAGACGAGCGGCCCGUGUUCUACGGUGUCCUCGCGCUCUGUCGAGCCUCCACCCGACGCGAUGUCCACCGUAACAUCGGAAGGGGGGUUGUCAGCCUCGGACGUCGAUCCGGAUCCGCUCCCGCCUUCGGGCCAGGUUGCGGCUUCUGUGUUCGACCCCGAGAUGGCAGCCAUGCUCGCUCGGGCGGCGGAGGCGGUUGGCUUGGAGUGGACUAAACCUCCCCCACCUGAACCGUCCCGCCUCGAUGAUUGUUUGCGCAGCAAUUCUCCGCGGCCAAGAAGCAGACUGAGGCCAUCGCUCAGAUCAUGCCACGUCGGAAGCGUCCUGCGCCUGCCCCAUCCACAUCGGCGCCUCAGCCUGCCCCUCGCCGAGGGCGUCCUGCGGCGGCCGCCUCCGUUCCUCCCCGGGGCUCUUCUAAGAAGCGAGGAACCGGUCGUCAGCAGCCCGCCCCGCCCGCUCAGCCCGCUUCAAAGGGUGGAAAAAGAAAAUCGAAGCGGCCCUGAGACGGGCGACCUAGAGAUGGAGGGGAUCGCUCUUCGGGAGAUGGUGAAAGCACCACUCCCCCCACCGGAGGAGGGCCGGUUGGGGAAUCCUUUGUUUCAAUUUUCUGUUCCGCCGACUUUUCAGUCGGCACCCACAAUUCCACAAAAAGAGCGAAUUCCACUUCCAUCUCUAGGUCUUCAGAUGAGCGCCGGAGACACGAGCGGGCUCAUAACCCCCCCUCGUUCUCCGACUCAUCAGAGGAGUACGAGAGCAACGCACGGGCUCAUAACCCCUCCGCGCUCUCUGUCUUCUCAGGGGAGAGAAGACAAUCACGGGCUCAUAACCCAUCGUCUUCCUCCCCCUUCGCCAGAGGGUGCAUCGAGUGGCGUGAGGUGUCUCCAGCAGAGCCUCCCUUACUCACCCACCCAGCAGCGGACUCAGGUGAGUGUUAUCAUGCACAACACUGCUGUCGGUGCGGCCAAUACGCACACACCGGCGAUCACCUCCGUUGCGCCCGCCGCGGGUACACCGAUCGUGCCUUUAGUCCCUCUCGCACGGUGUCUGGGGGCGUGGGAACAGCUUCCCAGCCCGUCGCGUUGGCUUUUACGCACGAUUCGUCUCGGCUACGCGAUCCAAUUUGCCCGGCAUCCCCCCAAAUUCUCCGGCGUUCGUUUCACUGCGGUGAGAGCUGCCGAUGCGCACGUCCUCCGUGCGGAGAUCGCUGUCCUACUGGCGAAGGACGCGAUCGAGCCGGUCCCUCCAGCCGAGAUGAGGUCGGGGUUUUACAGCCCUUACUUUAUUAUACCCAAGAAAAGCGGCGGCUUGCUACCGAUCCUGGACCUGCGUUCGCUGAACCGUGCACUUCACAGAAUGCCGUUCAAGAUGCUGACGCCCAAACGCAUAUUUCCAUGCAUUCGUCCAAACGAUUGGUUCGCAUCCAUCGACCUGAAGGACGCGUACUUCCACGUAUCGAUUCUCCCCCGGCACAGGCCGUUUCUCCGCUUUGCGUUCGAGGGGCGAGCAUACCAGUACAAAGUCCUCCCGUUCGGGCUCUCUCUGUCUCCCCGUGUAUUCACCAAAGUAGUGGAGGGGGCUUUAAAACCCCUGAGAGAGAAAGGUGUGCGCAUUCUCGCGUAUUUAGACGAUUGGCUCAUAAUAGCUCAAACACGUCAGACGCUGUGCGAUCACAGAGAUUUAACUCUAAAACACCUCGCUCGUUUGGGUCUUCGGGUCAACUGGGAAAAGAGUAGCUUUGCCCCGUGCAGAGAAUCUCUUUUCUCGGGAUGGAACUGGACUCGAUCGAUUUGACAGCUCGUCUAACAGAAGCGCGUGUACAGUCGAUUCUGACUUGCCUGAAUACAUUCAAGAGCAAGAGCGCGGUCCCGCUGAAACAAUUUCAGAAGCUCCUGGGGCAUAUGGCAGCAGCUGCAGCUGUAACUCCGCUCGGACUGCUUCAUAUGCGACCGCUUCAGCAUUGGCUUCACGAUCGAGUCCCGAGGAGAGCGUGGCUGCGCGGCAUUCACCGUGUUAUCAUUACACCUGCGUGUCGUCGCACUUUCACUCCGUGGUCAGACCGUGCGUUUCUCCGAGCCGGUGUGCCUCUGAGACAGGUCUCCAGGCAUGCAAUAGUAUGCACAGAUGCUUCGGACAUGGGGUGGGGGGCCACGUACGAUGGGCUUGCGGCUUCGGGGGUCUGGACGGCACCCCAGCUGCAUUGGCACAUAAAUUGCCGAGAAAUGUGGGCUGUAUAUCUUGCGCUCGUCCGUUUCAGCAACGAGUUACGGGGCAAAGAUGUAUUAGUUCGAACAGACAACACUGCGACCGUGGCGUACAUCAAUCGUCAAGGCGGUUUACGCUCGCGUCACCUGUCGCAUCUCGCCCGUCACCUCCUCACUUGGAGUCAGAAGAAUUUGAGGUCUCUUCGUGCCAUUUACAUUCCGGGCACGCUCAAUGUAGAGGCGGAUGCGCUCUCUCGGGCUGCGCGUCCCGGCGAAUGGCGGCUCCACCCCAUUGCGGUUCAGCAGAUUUGGAGACGUUUCGGCAAAGCGCAGAUAGAUCUGUUUGCUUCUCCAGAGACGGCCCAUUGUCGCCUGUUCUAUUCACUAGCCGACGACUCGCUCGGCGUGGAUGCAUUGGCACACAGCUGGCCGCGAAACAUGCGCAAAUACGCGUUCCCUCCGGUGAGCCUCAUUGCGCAAACCCUAUGCAAAAUCCGGGAGGACGAGGAGAGCGUGCUGUUGGUGGCACCGUAUUGGACAACCAGGAGUUGGUUUCCAGAACUCUCUCUCCUCGCGACAGCCCCUCCUUGGAAGAUUCCCCUGAGGAAGGACCUUCUUUCUCAACAAGAGGGCACAUUAUGGCACCCGCGCCCCGACCUAUGGAACCUCCAUGUGUGGUCUCUGGACGGGGCACGGAGGAUUUGAGUGAUUUACCGCAAGAGGUAUCUAACACUAUUGCUGCUGCGCGAGCGCCGUCUACGAGACAGGCUUACGCGCUUAAAUGGAACCUGUUUGUCGACUGGUGUUCUUCCCAAAGUGAAAACCCCCGAGAAUGCCCGAUUAGUGUUGUGCUUUUAUAUCUCCAGCGUCGUUUGGAGAAUAGGCUGUCACCAUCCACUAUUAAGGUCGAUAUCGCUGCGAUAUCAGCUCACCAUUCACCCGUAAACGGUAGAACAGUGGGUCAGCACGACCUGGUCAUUAGAUUUCUCAGAGACGCUCGAAGACUGAAUCCUUCGCGUCCUCCCUCUAUUCCUCCUUGGGACCUGUCCUUGGUGCUGAAAUCACUCCAGGAAGCCCCAUUUGAGCCUCUGCAUAGUGUGAGUGUUAAAUUUCUUACUAUGAAAACAUUAACUCUCCUUGCUUUGGCUUCUGUUAAGAGGAUAGGGGAUAUUCACGCAUUUUCGGUCGAUGAAUCGUGCCUUCAGUUCGGGCCGGCUGCAUCCAGCGUAACACUGAGACCCCGGCCCGGCUUUGUGCCCAAAGUUCCCACCACUCCUUUCAGAGAUCAAGUGGUGAACCUCCAAGCGCUGCCUUUGGAGGAGGCAGACCCAGCCAUGGCUUUGUU
Messenger RNA from Paramisgurnus dabryanus, 3567 nucleotides. The record is from RefSeq and is a predicted model, not a curated record. NCBI's taxonomy places the organism in Eukaryota, Metazoa, Chordata, Actinopteri, Cypriniformes, Cobitidae.